AUGGAGUUGAUUUCCGACCUCCAACUCCUCUCCAGUUCCACGUCCCCAUCUUUUUCCUCGACGGAACUUCCCAGUCUUCGACAGGAAAGCGGUGCUCUGCACGAUCAGUCCUCCUAUCCCCUGCCCAGAUCGGAAGACAGGAGCGCCUCGCUGUCCUACGGUCGAAGUUCUGAGGACCAGGCCUAUUGGGAGAGUGGCUACCCAAAUUCAGACGGCAGUCAGCAAAUCAGCGGCUACGACCUCAGUUCUGCCAGUCGACCCAGUGCCUACACGUGGAUGGACAGCUCGGAGACCGGCGAGCAGACCGUAAAAAUCGCGGGCACAAUGACCACCAGCGUUACAAACUACAGUUCAGGACGUUAUGCAGACCAAGAGGAUCAACAGCGAUGCUGCUACAGUUCUGCAUACGAAGUCCCGAUGCCUCCUCUCGAGGACUCGCAAGAGGCAGCACAGAGUUCCACCGAUGUGGAGUCCUUCGUUCCCACGGGUAGUCUGACGAUGAACCUGCCAAGAAAUGAUAAUUAUCCCCCAAUUACCCAGUCCGCACUCCCUGGCCCCUUUACCUACACGGAUCCACGCCCACCUCCAAUCAGUUACAUCAUGCCAGUCAAGAGUCCGUUCUUUGACGAUGCUGGGGGGAGUUGGCAAUCAAGAGGACUGGAUCAAGGCCAGCAGCAGCAGAGCUGCCAGUCGUACGCCUGGUCGCCGGGUCCGAAUUCCCUGCGUUACGCCCUGGAGGGUGACGGGUCGGGGUAUCCACAAUGCCUCGGCGGGUUUGGUCAACCGCCGCCGCCGCCGCCGUCACAGUUUUACCCGCGAACGGGAUCCCUGCCGUCAGUUCGCGCAGACUACGUUGAGUCGGCCACAUCUCAAACACCGACAUCCUGGACACCGCCAACUUCCAUUGGUGAAAUAAGCGCCUACCUCAAGUCUACGCCGCGGAGAGACAGUUCAACCCCUGCCCAAUCGUUGCUGCCCUGGUUGGAGGUCAGCGAGAGGGCUGUCACGCAGGCUGCCUCACGCCCCACCAGGAAACGCGGACGCGGUGCGGGGGGAAUGGGCUCCGGAAUAAGCGGUAAGAAGACAAGCAUCAGCACUACCUCGCGGAAGAAGGUUCUACAGGAUCAGAGAGGGAUGGCCAUGUCACCGGAGUUGCACGCAGUUUUGGCGCAGAUGUUGCCGCCGGUGGGAGUAGAAGAUCCAGCCUACUGGUUCAGUCCUCGUCUGGGAAAGUUUCGGUCCAUUUGCGUGGGAGGUUCAGAUCUGAAUCAUGCAAAGGUCUUCGGUACACCGGCUAUUCACCUUGAACUGAAGGACUCCAAACUCUGGAACGACCUGAGUAGCUGUCAAGCAGAGAUGAUAACAACAAACAGCGGAAGGUGAGACCCCGGCCCCUUCAUAGUGUAUGUCUCGUAACGAGAUGGUCAGAUGUUAAUGCCCUAUGGUCUAUUUUCCCUUUGCCUGUAGACGAAUCUUUCCCACUCUCUCCGUGAACGUUAAGGGGCUUGAACCAAAUCGAAAGUACAUGUUCUUUAUGGACAUGGUCAUGUUAGAGCCACAUGUCCUCAAACAUCAGGCUGGAACUUGGAUGAUCAGUGGUCAGGCCGAGGUCUACCCUCCAUCAGAAGGCAAUGGUAAGAUGGCAUUUCAUCUAAGGACUAGUUAAUUUUUACCUAUAGUAGAGUCCACAAUGUGAACGAAUACUUUACUUCAGUAUUAAGAACUUGCCAAUAUUUCAUACUGCUUUUGCGGGUAUUCAGAGAAUGUAGCUUACUUACUCUGAGACGCCAAUAAAACAGGCACACGUGAUUGUAGAGAUAUCUUUGAGUCGAUUAACCAAGUACUUUCCAACUAGCGCCCCUGAUAUACUUGCAAGAGGAUUCACCACGAUGCGGAAGUCAUUGGACAGAGGCUGGAGUCAAUUUCAUGCGCGCGAAGAUAACCAACAGCAAGGACGCCGGUAGACAUCAAAAUAUGGCAAGUAAAAACGUGCAUUUUUGUACGGCUACUAGCGAAUUUUAAGUAGAUCAUAACUUUUAUUUUAACUACAGAUCUACGUGUACAGCAUGCAUCACUACAUGCCACGCUAUCACAUUGCAUGCGAGCUAACAAAGGAGGAAAUGGAGCGGACCAAAUCAAGCCACUUUAUUCACCGCUGCGGAUGGGAAUUGGUGGGAUCCUAUGUCAUCCCUGGAACACACUUUUAUUCUGUCACCGCCUAUCAGAAUCCCGAUGUGAUACGGGUAAAGAUUGACAACAAUCCUUUUGCUAAGGGAUUUCGAAAUCGGCAUGAUGAGUUUGACUUCAGUCAAUCCCCUGGGCACGGCUCUUGAGUACUGGUGUGUAACUUUGCAGAUAUCUUACCCCUAAACUUCAUUUUUAAAUACUGUAUAUAUUCUGACCAUGGUUCAUCCACAAUAAAAAAAAAUUUACGAAAAAUUUUUUUAUUUUGAUUUCUUUGCCAAAAUGACAGGAGGAAAAAUCUGGCCAGCGAGACGAGCGGAAGUUGGUGUAAAUGCAAGCUCUUGUUACGCUUACACUUCGGAUUAAUAAUAGAGUAAUCUCGUUAAGCAGUGCCUUUCUGUACUCUUGAUGCACGGAGAAAGUCGAGGUAAAUUUCAGAUAGCAACGAAAUCAAAGAUUUAAAAUUGGAUGUUCAAACAACGUUUGUCACACAUUCGAUGCCAACGACGAAGUUCACAUGUGAAUCCGGGGUUAUAACCAGGGUUACAACGCUGUUGCCGCGCCAUCAGAGGUGUUGGUCACUGUGGUCUGGAGAUUAUCACCUUUGGAAUCUGCAACUACAGGAGUUAUUUUCAAAAUUACGUCCAAAGGUUGCGUUAAUCCCACUGUCGCUUCCCCCCGCACCUCGCGACCAUGUUCACUGGUAUCAGACUCGCACCUUUAGGACCUGCACCGUUCAUACAGACUGCUAACCAGAUGCAGCUGCGUAGAAUGACCUGGCGAUGAUUCAGUUCCCAAAAAUGCAGAUUUUCGGUCUGUGAUCAAGAAAUGCUUGCCCGCAAAAGUGCAUUUACCGUCGCAUGAGGGAAGACGAUUAUAAGCCUUCCACUCGCCCGUUACCUCUAUACUGCCUUUGGCGACCCAUUUUUUUAAAUAACGGAACGGAGAGCGGGCCAACUUCGAUCAUUAACCUGUUAAAAUAAGGCUUUCCGUCGACUAGUAUCGUAUAUCUCGACCAGCCAUCACCCAUAAAACCCCUAUUACCAUCUGUACCGUAAGCCAGGCUGUUUUGGUUAGGCGGAUUUUUUGGGUGCCAUCUCCCGAUUGUUACCGUCGUAUGAUUACAGGCCGGGCGGCGACUAGAUCAAAACAGAAUUAGCAAAUGCAGCCACAAAAAUGCAAUUUGGGUAUCUAAAGAGGAUUGCCCCUCUGUAAAAUUUGUGUGGCGUAUUUAAUCACGAUGAAAUCCGUGGAGUUUCAGAAUGCUCCUGAUUUGCCGAGGAACACUUUACAGUCUUCGUUGUUCUAAAUCUGCUACGCAUGAAGAUAGGUGUUGUGCUAUAUGAUUAUCAGAAGUUUUAGAAUAAAAGAUUUCUUGAAAGCAUUUGCCAAAGUAGUGAUUUCUCGAACAUCCACUCUCACCAAGGUGGCCGUUUGGGCUAUAUUUGCAGACAUGUGACAUCAUCAGAGAGAAAAAUGAACGACCAUAAUGAAAGUCAACCGUCCGCUCGUUCCGAUCCAUGUUUUUUUGUCGCAUGCUGAAAGGUGCUCGCCGCAGGUCUGCGAUAACAACACGAAACCGUUUUCCAGCAGUUACCAGACCAUCUUAAUUCCAAAACUGUCCCUUUACGUUGCGUGAGCAUUCGUCGUAGCAAAGCCCGUCAGGUUGAGUCCCGAAGCUAAAAAUUUCUUCUCACUAAUGGCAAUUACUCCAGGCACCAUACUGACGACGCCGGAUACCUAACUAUGUGCCGACAUAUCACGGUUUCAUCAUGCAGCAGAGAAAACCGAAAAGAUAUAUGCCCGGUAACAGAGGUGAGAAUAAGUGGAGGCCAUGUUAUCUGUGCAUCGAUGAGUUCCCCAAAAUGCUUGAACAUAACUGAAGCAGAAAGGUUAAAACUGAUAAAACAAUUAUUCUUUGAUAUUUUGGCAGAUUUUGAAUAAUUCAUAUUGAACCAACUGUGAAAAACUCGGCGCCUCGGUGGGAUUCGAACCCACGCAGUAAGGGGAAGGCUUUAGCGCAGCCAGCGCUCUAAAACAAUUAUUCCUGCAUUAAUGAAGGGAUAUAAAACAACGCCGUUUGAAAAUAAGGGCAAACUCAAAAUAGCAAAAGAAAAACCAUUACAUGGCGGCUGAGUUGUUUUACGAUUUAUUAACUGACCUCUAGCAGACUUUAUUCUGUAAUUCCUUAAGGUCUGAUUAACAACGAUGAGCCUACGUAAAGUAAUUUGCCGCUGCAUGGAAAGUGGUCAUUUAAUAACAAGUUAAUUUUAUAGAGGCACAGAUCAGCAUGUCAGCGCGAUAUUUGCCAUCACUAAUGAUAACUUUAAAGUCGUAUCACCGUAAAAAAUCAAGUGCUAAGCCAAAUGCCCGCAAAGUUGAUUGGCCGAAGUUUUCGCUGGCGCAUAAGGCACCCGCGAGGGUUAAACCCCCACAGUUUCUCCCCCAAGCCUUCUCCACGUCCCGUCUGCCAGACGUGCCCUGCUCAUUUUGAUUUUCUCCUCUCGCACCUUUUUAAACUUUUCUGGAUUUAUGGCUUGUUUUUCUAUGUUACUUUUGCCAUCCUUUGUUUAAUUCGUUUCCCAUGCUCUUUUUAGAUCAUCCACUGCGUAACUUAUUAUGCUUUACCCUCCCCUUCCUAAUAUUUCGGGGAUUAUAACUCAGUUGCACCUGAAAAUCUUAUCUAAUCGCAUGAAUUGCUGCUUUGUUUUCUAUUAUCGAAUACCCUUUUGAAUUUUUUCGGCCAUGUAUCUGAUGGAUACACCUGCAUUCUGUACAUGCAUGUCCUGGCCUGAGAAGACCCCGCGUGGAUUAGCUAAUUAUAUGAUCUUCGCGUGCUUCUGGCUGACGUCUGAGAUUCAAUCCUUUCCCAACUUGCUCCUCUAUAUUCUUGUACACUCUUGCCUGACAAGGGCUGUCUCCUCUAUUUCGCCUUCAGUACCCUUCUUAUUUUGCCGUCGAGUAUGGACUCGAAGAAGCGGUGAAGUAAAAGAAAAACGGUAACAAUUGGGAGAUGGCACCUAAAAAUUUCCGUUACCGAUGAGAAUAUGCCGGAGGACUGCAUGAGUGUUCGUCCACAGGCUGAUGAAAGGAAUAAAAUAAGGGUAUUUUACUGAGGGCCGGAAAACUUUAAAAGCAUACAAUCCUAGACAGACGGUGUCAUCAGCUAAGCAAUUUCACAAAAUGGCAACUCUCGUAGGGGUCAGGUGCGGCGAUGUUUUCAAUCACGUCCUCUGUGUUUAUUGAACGUGCAGUUUUGAAAGCGAGGAUAUGAAGGCGCAGGGUCAUGAACAGCACAACGUAGAACGUUUCCUUUAGCCAACUGCAUUCCGCUUUCAAUCCCCUAUUUAAAAAAAGCAAUUAAGCAGGGAAUACGACCUGGAUCAACUUCAUAUUAUCUGCCUCUUCAAGUAAAUCCGACACCGCGCACAUUUUUGUUGCCAUAUAGUGAUGAGGUUAAACUUUAUCGUUCGAAAAGCCAUUUCUGAAAAAAGCUUCUUAUUAUUAUUUAUAUUUAUUCACGCAAUCCCGUGAGACAGGCUGCUCUGGUUGGACGGAUUUUUUCGGGUGCCAUCUCCCAAUUGUUACCAGAAAAACUAGUUGAAAGAUCGUAGAGAAGAAGCUCAGCUAGAGAGAUCUGUGAGAGGAUACGUAAAACAAAAUUCUGUGGUUGUCCGAUGGGUGGUCCGCAUUCGAGGUCCAGCAUAGGUACUUGUAGACCAAAGUUGGACUCUGCAGGUGAGCAUCCUUAUUGAUUUACUUCGACAGGCCAUGCUCAAUCCCCUGGUAUAAUGUACAAAACGCCUUCAGAUGAGGCAGAUUAUUUUUGCGAAGUUGCAGCAAUAGCAAAUACAGGGCACAAUCUACUUUCGUGUCAUGUGCCGCAUGUGUAGCCAACCUUUUCAUCACACGCGACGAAGCCCACAUCUAUCCAGCAGUAGUGAUUUGCGUGCAAACAUUUUCGCAGUGAGGCAGAUGUGUAGGUGUAUGCAAUGACCAAAGGCAUUGCUCCUAUCUCUACGUGAACUAUACCUCAAAGGGGGUACCCGGAGUUCAUAGCGAAAAGAACUCUCACGAGAACGAUGGCAAGCAGUCAGCGUAGUUUGGCACUCUCAUCUUCAGGAAACAAAAUACUUCUCAGCUGGUAACCCGCAGGCUAUGACUUUUAGCUCGCCCAUAUAGCUACCGUAGGGAGAUUAAAAUCCAACUAAGUCCGUAAAAGUCCUGUAAGAACGAUCGGUGAGUGCCCCCUCCACCAUUGUAUAUUACCGAUCGCAACCGACAAGACAACGAGCCCGUGGUCCAGUGGUCAGGGGCGUUGGAAUUCUAACUAACAGGUCGCGAGUUUGAGCUCCAGGUGUUUCACACCGCGGGGUUGGGUGUGACUGGCUGACGACGGCUAGUAAGCCAGAAAUGGCCAUUCCCGUCUCCCUUGUCUUUGCCGGUAAUAACAUUCUGCCUAUAUCCUGCGUCGCUGUGCGGCUGUUGGUUGGGCUCGAAGGAGAGCGCAUAAGGCACAACGGGUGCGAGUGGGCUCCGUAAGAACGAUCGGUGAGCGUCCCUCCACCAUUAGUCGACUUUACUGAUUCCUUCCUGUCUCAUGUCCAGGGGGCCUUCUGUACUCGGCUCGACUGGGUGGCUAGCGUGACAGAAGCCUGCGCUUGGCGCGUGUAAAAAUAGUCAAGGGCUCACGGAGAUUCGUGACAGCAGGGCCAACUUAUGCUGUACGUCGAUAUGUCUCCACUUACGAUUCAAAGCAGCAGCCGGGCAGUGCUGCGCUGAGCGAACAAACAAAAAAUCGGACAUAAACAUCUACUGAAAUUACACCAGUAGUGUCACUUACCUACACUACAAUUCAGACGAUGCUCUAAACGGCGGUUAUGGUAAUUUACUUUCAGGUCUGUACGUUUACGUGCUUAACCUACCUCGGCAUAAAAAACGCAAACGGUGCGGGGUUUUGUCUUGUGCGUUAGGUUAUAAAGUGCAGUGGUGGGGGGGGGGGGGAGUUGCGGUCCGGUUUUCUGAUUUGGUCCAGCGAGGAAGAAGGAGUUAAUUGCAAGGUUGGAAGUGGACUGGUUCGAAAGCCAAUUAAAUUGAUGCCUAUCUUAGUUUUGAAAAUAACCAUUCUUGCAUGUCAUUCUUCCAACAUCACUUCUCGUCUAUCAUGAAGUGCUCACACAUAAGGAGCCAUUUUUAACGUGCAACGAUGUCUACUGACUUGGUCUGAUUCCAGCCUGGAGUGCAACCGUCCAGUUUUGUCCAAGGAGUACACAUUUGGUCACCGCAUAGGCAGUCGCAUAGCCAAAAUUCAUCAGUAAUCAAGGGGAUCUACCGUCAUGGGCUUGCAGUAUAGAAAUAACGAAAAUUAAAAGCUAAAGUAAGCAGAGCUGAUACUGUAUCUUCCAUAGUUAAGACGGCAGUAGUUCGGGAUGUGUGUCACCGCGGAUUUCAACUGGUCAACGUAGUCAUAAAAAUAAAAUCAUGUUAUCACCUUCAAGAGCACAGGGUCUUCCUGUGGAAAUCACAUGUGGUCUAAGGGCCGUAUUUUCAGUUCCAGUCUGCAUGGUUGUAGACACUUCGAACCGGGGCUUAUUUCUUGCAGCGAAUGGCCUGAACACUUUCAUUAGAGGCUGCCUCGAGAGCAGCCGACUGGCCUGUUUUCUGUCAACAGAAGCAAACUUCAACAGCACAAAUGAUCGAUACGGUUCACCAGGAUAUAUAUUUGUAAACUCAAUGAACCUUCACGAAUGCGAACAAAUAUCUUCUAAAUUAUAAACAGUUGCAAAGUGACGAAUCGAUCAAUAAUGUGCAUUCAAACGUCGCCAUUUUCUAAAACCAAAGAAAAAAGUAGCACCGGGAGUGACCAUUUAAAUAAAAUUUAUCAAAAGAUUUAAUACCGGCAUAUAAUUUUCGCACGACACUUGAUCGCAUAACGAAAGACAGGUAAUACUUUAUUUCGGUGGGCAUCCCAUCACAGGCGCCGUUCGUUGCAGCAGAUUACAGACGUUCUUUCUACUGAACAGAAAUGUGGCCCGAUCACAUGAUGGCAGAUAGCGCAAUGGAGGGUUGGUGGUUUUCCAAAAGCAUACAGCAGCCGCAUAUGUGGCGCCAACCCCUCCUCAUCAAAAGCGAACUUCACCUUGUUUUCGGGAUUCUUUUAAAGAAUGAGCAACUGAUUGGACUGCUGAUAUGACCACCAAAAUCAAAGGCCUACUUCGUUGAGGGCAAAGCUGCAAAGGCCGCUUUUACUCCACUAGUCUGGUGAGCGUAGACAGAGAAGCUUCCUUCUGGCUUCCAACCGGCAGGCCUGACAAAAAUGUGAUAAUAUUUUAUCUCAAAAAGAAAUUAGGCUUGUACUUUGAGGACGAAAUUGCUAGUAGGCAGAGAGUAAGGAAUAAACACUUGCAAAUUCGACUUUACCCGAAAUAUCGGAUUAGGAAGCCCACGCAGGAGAGAUGACAAAAUUAAAGCAGCCGAAACACACGACUUCUGAUUUAAAUGUCUCGAGACUGAAAAGUGCAGAAGGUGCAUCAAGAACCUGAGAACUGUAAUCAAGUCAGAACAUGCCAUUUCAGUGUUUCUAUUUUUGUCGACAACGCGCCUGGACUACGGCAUCUUUUGCGCGAAAACUUCAAUUUGGGUUUUAAGAUUUGGUAGGAUCGUCCCUACGUCCAUUCCACAGUCAAGAUGAUGAUCUUGUCUCCUUCAACGCUCACGCUGAUGCCCCUCUUGAUCGCAUUUUGACCAACCACCUCUAGAUUUUUGUGUUGAAAUGUCGGAUUCAUAUAAUUCUACGAUAUUGCAUCUUCCAAAAGUUUAUUUCACCUCUAAAGGUGCACUACUGACUAAACCUGAGAGAAAGGUCUGCAACACGUCCACGCAAAACAUUCGCCUGCUUCAGGCUUGCAUAUCUUAUACUAUCCCCGCUUUCCUUAAACAACCGAAUGUUAAAUCAUGCUCUAGCCACCUAACAGUCUUUUUAGAUAAAAGUUUUGAUGACUGCUGUUUUUUGAUACUAGUUUGCUAUGCCCAGAUAACAUUUCUUCUCCCUAUAUGAAAUUCUAAAGAUGAAGAAGGAACUCUCCUACAAACAAGGCUUACGUGACAACCUUAAAGACGCUAUCAUCUUAAUAAAAAAGAGAUUUUCAGACUAAAUGACUUAUUUGUUGGUCAGCCUUCUAUCUCAUCUUCCUCCUAUACUUUUUCUCCUCCAUCUGCAGAAAUUUGGAAGAAUCUUAAGCGUCCCAAAGGUUAUCGCAGCUCACCGGUACACGUGGAUGCUGAUCUAGACUCUUUAAAGAAAAAUUUUAUCAAUGGUAGGGGGCGCUCAGUGAUCGUUCAUACGGAACUCACUCGUUCCGUGGUGACUUAAGGGCUCUCUCUCGAGCCCAACCAGCAGCCGAACAGCGGCGCAUGAUAUAUAGGCAGAAUAGCAUUACCGACAAUUUUAUCUUUAAUCACAAUGACUCCCAUCUUCCUUCAAGUGACCUUCCACCGUCACCAUGUGACUUACAACCCGUGUCUAUGGCAACAGUAAAGAAACAUCUUAAACAGGUUCGUGGGUCAACAGCUGCCGGACCCGAUGAUAUCUCACCUUCUAUCCUUAAAUCUUGUUGUUCUCAGAUAGUCCUAUCUUAACGCAUCUUAAUAGCAUGUCAUUCCUGGAGUUAGAGAUUCCUGACGCUUGGCGUACGGUGAGAAUCACUCCUAUCCCUAAAAUUCGCUAAUUUUGGUCCGAAAUCUUUUCGUCCAAUUGCCUGCUCUUCCGCACUAAUAAAGCUUGUUGAAAGAGUAGCCCUGGAUGUUAUAAAGCCAUCCUUUUCAAGCUUUUCCUAUUCUUUGCAAUUUAAAUAUAGGGCCAAGCGUAGUACCUUAGAUGCUGUUGCUCUUGUGGUCCACUCUGAUCUAAGAGAAUUAGAUAAGGGUUGCCGUGAGUAUGCAUGUGUUAUCUUGACUACUCCUCUGCCUUCAACACUUCCCGCGUCCUCUUCUCCUUACCACAAUAUCCGCGUGUAGUUGGAUCGUCUAUUGGCUUAGCGAUUAAUUUACUUUCCGCACUCAAUUUGCCCAAUGCGGCAAGCGGAUAUCUACGGCCCUUCCCAGUGACUGUGGGGUUCUUCAAGGUUCCAUUUUAUCCUCUCACCUUUUCUCCCUCCACACCGACUAUCUAAGAUCCCCUAACGGCUGUCUUUUGGUUAAGUAUGCUGACGAUGUGCUUGUUGGCAACCCUCGCAAAAAUCAGACACAUAUCCAGUCUCUGAAUGAUGGACUCGACCAUGUCACAGUAUAGUUGCAGGAAAAUGGCCAGCUAAUGAAAAAUAAAAAUCAGUUCAAUGUAUUUUCCGACUGCGGCCCUCUCCUAGUUCUGAAUCCUUGGACAUCCUUCCCAACGAGGUAUCCUCUGUCAGGUUCCUUGGCGUUACUUUGUCACCAAAUAUUUCACUUUCCUUCCACAUUGAGUUCCUAUUUACUAAAGUUUGUAACCUCUUUAUCACAUUCGUCGUUUAUGUUCCCAUCACACACCUGAAUCCCUAAUCUUGCGGUUCAUAGAUGUCUGUAUUCUUCUUCUGCUUAUUCUUUAUUGUCCUCUUAUAAUUUUUCCCGCUUUGCUCGAAAAAGAUCUGCUAAUUGUAAGAUGAGUCCUCCGAGUGCUCUCCUUUUGCUGCCGGUGUUUCUUAUGUAUUUUUAGUCGACAUUAUCCUGCAACGACAUUUCAAACCGGUCAAGCUAUUUGCUAGUCGAAUUCAGGAUAAAGUUGGCCAUCCUGAUCAUCUCUCUGCAAUGUCUUUUUACCCGAAGCGCCGUGGUUUUCGACUGAUCUCUUGCGUACAUCGGCGAAUCAACAUUCUGUAUUACCAUUCCUGGUAGGCAAUUUUACGUAUGAAGAGACAGAAAGAGGCUAAGACUCGAAUUGUCCCCAUAGUAGUCGUUUCGUUCUGCAUAAACGUUUUUGAUUCUUGAGUAAUUUGUUGGCUUAUAUUCUGUCCAUAGUGAAUGGAGCCUAUUUUUUGUUUGAAAUUUCGAAUUUAUAGUUUUAAAAGAAGGUGAAUUUCUCCCACUCUCUCGAAUGAUUGCCAUUCCCUGACAGCAGAGUUAAUAAAUGCGUUUCCAUUUAGCCCGAGUCUUUUCUGUCGCUUAUAAAUGGCGACUUUCCAGAAAGUGCGCAUUAUACUACCGAUUUUUGGCGAAGAUUGUAAGGCAAAAUAAGCAUUACGUUGACGCGUUGAUUUUCUAUGAUUUGUAAAAUGUAUAUUCGACGUCACCGCCAUUUAGAACAGUCCUGCACUAAGCAGGAGAAUGGACGUCAGAGCGACCUCUCAGUUUUUACAGUGAAAAGCAAAUUACCCAAGUACAUGAAAAGUUACAUAAAAAUUCUAACGUGUCCACACAAUACGUCUCCCUAUUUCUGCUCUACGGACUGUCAAAUUUCAAAACUACUACGUACAAACUAUUCUGUAAUUAUGCGUUCUUAAAAAAAGUCAGCGCGUAAUUGUGGUUACCUAGAGACUGAACGACUAAGAUUCAUACACGGUCGACGUCGAAACUCGUGAAUCUGAGUGAAAUCAUCAAACAUACUUUUAAGUAGCAAAAUUUUGUAAGGCGGGGUCGAAAUACUGACGACCUGUAUCCUCUUGAGUGAAAUCAUUUAAACUGGAAUCGCCACACAUUAACGAAAUUACAUGUGUAUUUUAUUUCCGAAGUUUAUGAAACGGGGAGCAAUUGUUUUUAGACGGAAUUAACGGGGUCGUUGUUGCAGUUCUUUUAUGGGACGUCUUAAUCCAAAAGCAUCUGUCUUAUAGGCGGUCUGCGAGUCAUUCGGUUUGACCAGGUGCUGGUGGAAUAUUGGCAAGUAUUUUUCGCCUAACUGUGAAGGAAACUAACCAACCGCGUUGCAGAGCAGAUUUAGUCUAAUCAGGCCAUAAUGUUUCGAGACAUUUUGGAUUUCACAACGUGGCUGACCCAGCUUCCAAAGAGUCCAAAAGAGCUAAGACUCUUGUUGACGUUCCAGGUUAAAUCUGCAGGGCAAAAUUUUAAAAAAAUAUCAAAACGAUCAGCUGUAAAAUAGCAAAAAAAUCACGUAGAGUUGAAUCAUUAAAUACGCAAUAACUUAGGUCAGAACCAUCUCAGCUCUCUAUCCGAAUACGCAUAUAUUAUAAUUGGAAAAGUUGAUAAUGGGAAAGUAAUAGAAAGGCAGUGGAGAAAGAUACUGGUGUUUUUUGCGGAGUGUAGUUUUUGAAGGUGGCCGGAAGAAGUUCCUUUAAAAGCCGGCACCCCAGAAUAAAUGAAAUAUCUUGGGAGUAUGCUGCAUGGUCAUUAAUAUCACAACCAAAUUUAAGUAGUCUGUUCUAUUCGAAAACGUCUUUCGGAAUUUCAGUUAACAGUUCAUAAUUUAGCGCAUCGGCUGUACUGGCACAAUGACUUACGACGAGCAUUCAAUGUCUACUGGACAAAUGAACAAACUCACCUCCUCAGUAACGAAUUUCUGAUACCGAGCGUUCAAGAGUAACUUUCAUAUACGGGCGUAUAAUUUCGAGUUGGAUUUUGAGAUGCUCUGUUCCUCACAGUCUACAUUUGAAUGACGGCGAUUGAUCAAGACAGCAGGCUGAAGACAUAAGACGGACGUCAAAAAGCACGCCCAAAUCAGCUACAUAAUCUCACUUUAUGGCCCACAGUAUCAUCGCCAUUUUUUCAUUUUUAGCACAGAGUGUUUAACCCGAGAUUAAGUCCUUCUUUUAAUCUUGAACAGAAACGAAUUUGAAAAUUUAUAACUAUGGACAAGAACUCACUGGACAAAUGUCCGAUGUACCUUGAUUAAAUUGGCGAUCUAAAUAUGGCGACGGGUCCUUGGACGGCACAAGAUUCGUUUUUCAAGAAACUUGGUGUAAAAUUAAAUCCUAUACGUAACAUGGUGUACUUUGGAAAAGAGAAAUUUCGGUUGCCCGCGUAAGCUAUAGUCAAAAGAAAAUUGAUAUUUACGUACUGUAUAUUCUGCUGAUUGUUAGUGCUUCUACAAUCACUAUGAAAAUCAAAAUAUGGUCACAAAAUUUCAUUUUUUAAGGCUCUCUUUAAGGUUUGCAUAUAUUUUUACCCGAUGGAAGUAAAUACUUCAUUUUCAAAAGGCCCGUUGAUUUAUGGAUAUAUAAAGCUUUAUCUUGCUGUUUUUUGAGUUUUUGAGACUGCAUGUCGUUUGUUUUUCAGAAAGGGGAUUUUUAUGUCCUUUCAUCCGUCUGCCAAUAAAUCAUCACUUUCGAAUAGCACGAAAUAACUUGGCUGAAGAUAAUGACGAUGUGCGUUCCACCUAUUGGCAUAAACUACCAGGCUAACAUGAAGGGCUUUUUUUCCAAGUCGAACUGUCUUCCCUGAAGAGAACAAACCCUCGUAGUAAAAGGACUUGAACAAAGAGCGUGAUUACGGUGCAAACCAUCAUUAAAUCAAUAAAAUACGCCAGGGGAAUUUUAGCUAGUGUGUCUUUUGAGUGCGCUUUUCACAAAAGCGACGAAACCACAAAACACAUCCUCAUUAGGUACAGAAUCGCAGUUGCCGCAGCUAAUUUUAACAAGUUUAUAUAUGCACUUUUAAAAGACGCACGGAUUUCCAUUCAAAGCCAAAAUAUGCAGGUGACACAUUGCACAAGCGUUUUUGACCACAAAGAGUUUGCAUGGAGGAAAGAAUUCUCAGAAAUAAGACAGCAUUCUUUUGUGGAGGUACUGUUCUGACGUGACGUCCUGUGCUAAAUAUUGAUGCAGACGCAGUCAAACAAUAUUUUCUACAUGAAACCACAUUUAAGUAUUUUUUACAGCACUGUGAAUUUCGCGUCUACAGAAGAGAUGGAUAACUUUUAACGGUUUAGUGAUAAUGGUGAAGGUACGCUCAUAGACUAUUCUUACGGAAGUUACACGUUCCGUUGUGCCUUACGGGCUUUCUCUCGAGCCCAACCAGCAGCCACACGGUGGCGCAUGAUAUAGGCAGGAUGGCAUUAAUGACAAAGACAAGGGAGACUGGAAUGGCCGUUUCUGGCUUAUUAGCCGUCGUCAGCCAGUCAUACGUGACUCCGAGGUGUGGAACACCUGGGGCUUGAGCUCGCGACCUGUUGGUUAAAAAUUUCAACGCCUCGAACCACUGAGUCACGGGCUCGGCGUCUUGUCGUUUUAGAUCGGGAAUAUACAAUGGCGGAGGGGCGCUCACCGAUCGUUCUUACGGAUUUGUUAAAGUCCAGGCCGUCUGAGUAGGCUAAUUGGAUUAUCCAUAUCAUCUAGUGUCGGGAACGACUAUCAAAAUAUCCAUUCAGAAGUGUUACCUGCAAGGAAACGGGCCGGCUAGAAUGGCACAUCUGGUUUGUUGUCAUCAGCUACUGUUACAAUAACCUCAAGUAUUGACGAGUCUGAUGUUCAUCAACCAAAAAGCGAAGCGAGAACUCAACGUCUUCAAUCAAAAGGGCACAACUAUCCCAUCGAGAGACGAUGAACGCAGGUCAUCAAUCGAUAAGGAGCGCGGAAUGACCACUUCAUUUUGCGAUUCCGACUUCAGAUAUCUCAGUCAGAAUACGAAUCGGUUAUCUUUUCUUCAAAUUAAGAACCUUAUGCAAGGCGACAAGUUUACGAAAUAAAGAAAAGACUUUUGACCCGUUCUUCGACGGAAAUAAACAAGCCAACAUGUGAGUAACGAUAAAGCGCUUCUGAAGUUGAGUUGCACUCGUGAAUCUAAAGUUGGUGACGCCGACCCGUUGGCAGACGAAAUGAAUAGAGGGGACAGUGAGAUCGGCAGACGAGGUAGGCUGGCGCGACAGGACAGACAACGACAAAACAGAUAGCUGAUGCGUGGGAGGGGUGGGCAACGAGUUAUGGCAAACUUCGGGGCGGGGGGAGGGGAGGGAGAACCGUUAGGGCUCCCUGCGUUGAGGUGAAGAUAAAGCGGGGGAAUUGCGAAUCAAUGGGAAUGUGGGUGGCUGGUCAUUGAUGCGGGAUGAGGUCAGAGGUCAGUGUGUCAGCGUUGAGGUGUUGGGAGUUUUGGUUUUUGUUCAAUGUGUCGCAAGGGGGGAGCUGGCGAGACAGCAAAUUCUGCGUGUCCAGAGACAACCACCAAGCCCCCGACUGUCCUGGAGAUACAGCGCUGCGGAAAUUCUAUUCACUAGUGUACAUUCAGGGAGCAUCUGGAACAAACCCCAACAAAUAAAACACAUGGCACCUCCAUCGCUCACAAGCCCGCAUUUUCUCUACACGCAUUCUUGCGUCUAGUUAAGGCCCAGGUGCUAGAAGAAUAGUUAACUAAUGUCAUCUACCGCACUCCGUGCGCUAACUGCCCUUGUGUUUAUACUGGCCAUACAGGCCGAUGUCUUGGGACUCGCAUUAAUGAGUAAAACUCGGCCCUCCGUCGACGUGACCCUCUGUCUCUCGUAUUUGCGCACGCCUCCAAGUAUGACCACCGCUUUAAUUGGGACGGUCCUGAAGUGAUCUCAAUGACUAACACCAGAGAGGUGCGAGAAUUCCUCGAAGCUUGGUAUUCGGGCACGACCAGCAUCAAUCGCAGCGUCGAUCUAGACGCUCACUGCGAGGGUCUACGUACACGAUCAGUGCCUUGUUCAUACACCCUAACAACCGCUAGCCCCAAUCGGCCACAUACAUUAGAUGGGCUAACUCAUGAAAUGCCAAUCGAAAUUCGGAAAUGCGCUUUCGUUUCGAAAAGAUUAAUUAAGUAGGGUUGUAAAACCAAUCAUCAUGCAACAUACUUCUAUAAUAAUCCAGUUACCUCGGAAUGCCGGCUUUCGAACGAAUUUCUUUUCGGCUGCAUGUAGGAGCUACACUCUGCAAAAAAUGACUACUUAUGGAGCAUACAUUUUUCUUAUCAAUUUUCGAUGACCUUAAGCAAUCAAUUAUAUUUAAUGGAAAACAUGCAUAAAAAUAUUAAUUCCUUUUCUCAUUCGGCAGACAAUUACGUCUUCUUGAAGAAGGAGACACGAUCGCCAGGACAAGAGCUUUAUUAACCUGACGUUUCGGAUUCCUACUCGAAUCCAUCAUCAGAGACAAAAAAGCAGAAACGGGUGGUUGCUGCACAAGCGGCUACGGUAUUUAUAGGAUGCAGUAGCCAUGCUACCGCAUACCUAUAAACUUUCACGGCUCCCCCCUUCAUCCGAGAUCGUCGCACGUGGUGUGAUCACUGCUUGAUUGCCGAAAUUCGAGUCGAUAAUUGCUGCAAUUUCAUCACGUGCGUUGGAUGUUGGCGUGAUGAUUGCUCGACCAUCUGGCGCACCGACCCCGGUGUUGGGAAAAGCGUUCACGUCUGCGCUCCACGCAUGGCUUGUUACUCCGCCUGGGCGAAGUUUUAGCACGCAGUAUGGAGUGGGAAGAUCGUUGCACUUGUUGAUGGACUGGGGGCAAGUAAACCAUGAUUCCAGUAGCUCCCGGCUCACGCGGUUGUCACCCCUUGCGAGAAUUUCGGCCUCAUCGAAUUUGAAUGUGUGGCAGGAUCUCGUCGAAUGAGCCGUAACUUGAGAGCUGGCGUCAUUUCUGCGCACCGCUGCCGCGUGUUCGGCCAUUCUCGUUCGGAGCUGUCUUCCGGUUUCUCCGAUGUAGUUGCUAUGUCCGCAACUGCACCAGAUCCGAUAAACGACUCCAGACGUUUCUACCCGUGGCAGUGGGUCUUUCGGUUUCAUGAUCAGGCGCCUGAUGGUUGCCUCCGGUCUGUGUGCCACUCCAACCCCAAGUGGUGCGAGAAGGCGGCCGACAGCUUCCGAAACGUUCUCUACAUACGGAAGUGCCCGCCAAGAUUUGGUGUCCGUGCGGUUAGGCCUUUCGUCCCUUUUGCGUAUGCACCGGUCGACGAAGUUGCGCGGGUAGCCAUUGGCUUUGAAGACCCGUCGGAGGUAUUGUAGUUCGGCAAUUUUGUCUUCCGGCUCACUGCAGUGCGUGUCGACAAGCCGAUAGAGCGUCCUUACACAACUGCGUUUGUGGCUGAUUGAGUGGUUACUGUUGAAGUUCAGUACUUGCAUCGUAUUUGUCGCUUUCCUGAACACUUUGGUUUUUAGUUCACAGCAAUCUUUGCGGCAUACAAGGACAUCCAGGAAGGCCAGCUGGUUGUUCUCUUCCUCCUCCAUCGUAAAUUGAAUGUGCGGGAAGACGACGUUGAGAUGUUCUUGGAAUGUCAACACCUGAUCCCAUUCGAUUACGACGAAGGUGUCAUCCACAUACCGGGCCCCGAAUUUCGGUCUGUGGUGUUGGAAGACCAGCGAUUCUAACCGUUGCAGGACCGCCGCGGCGAUGAAUCCCGAAAUCGGCGAACCCAUUGAUGUGACCUUCACCUGUUCAUAG
Messenger RNA from Spirometra erinaceieuropaei, 17489 nucleotides. NCBI's taxonomy places the organism in Eukaryota, Metazoa, Platyhelminthes, Cestoda, Diphyllobothriidea, Diphyllobothriidae. The record is from the annotation of a GenBank genome assembly.